GAGAGAGAGAGAGGGAGGGAGGGAGGGAGAUCUUUGGUGUGUGGUUAUUUGUUCGGUUGUGCUCUGAGGGGAGGGGCGCGGAGCAGGACGGAAGGGAAGAGAGAGAGAGAGAGAGAGAGAGAGGAGAGGAGAGGAAAGCACAGAGUUUUUAAUCUUCUUUUCCCUCUCGUCGGAGGAAUUGAAGCUCCUCCUCUUCCUCCUCCUCCUUCUGUCCUAUGUUCUUUCCCCCUUUCUGUUAAUUCUUUUUAGUGGAUUUUUGGCCUUGCCCACCUCGUGGAAGAUUGGUUUUGUGGUCCGGGUUGGAGCUGAGCGAAGAUGAAUAUGAUGCGACGGAUCAAGAGCAUUGCGUCGGGCCGCACUUCGAUUUCAUCUGAUCCCGGUGGGGAUUCUAGCACUAAGAGGGCUAAGUUUGAUCAAGAAGCGGAGUCAAAGGUUAAUGGAGAAGCACAUUUUGUCGAUAGAGGUGCCACAGGUCUAGAGCAGCAUAUGGCUUCUACAUCACUUGACAAUGCUGCAAGCACAUCCCACGUAGCUUCAAAUGCCAAACACGGUGAUGAUCAAAUCCAUCGACGAGUUCCUGUAACAGGAAUCAAAGACGACAAAUCAUCAAUGAAUGAUGAAAAGAUGCAGGAUGCAGAACCAACCGUUGUGAGUGGAAAUGGAGCUGAAACCGGUCAAGUAAUUGCAACUACAGUGGGCGGUCGAAAUGGUCAACCCAAACAGACAAUAACAUAUUUGGCAGAACGUGUGGUUGGAAAUGGUUCCUUUGGUGUUGUAUUCCAGGCCAAGUGUCUAGAAAUGGGUGAAGCAGUUGCCAUCAAGAAGGUGCUGCAGGAUAAAAGAUACAAGAAUAGAGAACUUCAGAUUAUGCGCAUAAUGGAUCAUCCAAAUGUUGUGCAACUGAAGCACUGCUUUUUCUCAACUACUGAAAAGGAUGAGGUGUACCUCAACCUUGUACUGGAGUAUGUAUCAGAAACAGUCUACAAAGUUUCAAGGCAGUAUGUCAAAAUGAACCAACACGUGCCUAUAAUUUAUGUGCAGUUGUAUGCUUACCAGAUCUGCCGUGCACUUAAUUACUUGCAUAAUGUUGUUGGUGUGUGUCAUCGUGAUAUCAAGCCACAAAAUUUAUUGGUCAACCCUCACACUCAUCAAUUGAAAGUAUGUGACUUUGGCAGCGCUAAGAAGUUGGUACCUGGUGAGCCAAACAUUGCUUACAUAUGCUCACGGUAUUAUAGGGCCCCAGAAUUAAUUUUCGGGGCUUCAGAAUAUACUACUGCCAUCGAUAUGUGGUCUGUUGGAUGUGUCCUGGCCGAGCUUCUUCUUGGACAUCCACUAUUUCCUGGGGAGAGUGGUGUCGAUCAGCUAGUGGAAAUCAUAAAGAUUCUCGGGACACCCACUCGUGAGGAGAUCAAGUGCAUGAAUCCCAACUAUACUGAAUUCAAGUUUCCCCAGAUCAAAGCUCAUCCUUGGCACAAGGUAUUUCACAAGAGAAUGCCUUCCGAAGCAGUGGAUCUUAUUUCAAGGCUGCUUCAAUACUCACCAAACUUACGUUGCACUGCACUGGAGGCUUGCGCACAUCCAUUCUUCAAUGAUCUGAGGGACCCGAAUGCAUCCUUACCCAAUGGGCGUGCACUGCCCCCCCUCUUUGAUUUCACUGCCCAAGAAUUGGCUGGUGCAUCCACUGAGCUGCGUCACCGUCUUAUUCCCGAGCAUGCCAGGAACUGAGAGUUUGGCAGCCGAUUAUAUAUUCACCUUCGACAUCCCUUCAAAAGAUGUUUUCAGGAUUUUUUGGAUGGUGGGUUGCUUGCUAUUCAUGCAUGCAUGCCCGAUGCUUUUUGAUAUACCUGUCUGUUUCCACCUCAACCAUACCACCCAGGACAGCACGAGAAGCUGGGCCAUUUACAGUUAUGGAGUAGAUGAUGGAUAGCGGUUCCCGAAAGCCGAAGAUUACGUGGGGUUGAUCGAGGGCGUGAUAUUCGACAUUUACUUUUUACGGGGGAUUGCCCUUCUUUUUGGGUCUUUAAUUGUUUUUUUUUCAUUUUUGGGAUUAAUUAAUUAGUCACUUGUGAAAGCACUUGUGCUUGUAAACAUGUCGAGAUUUUUUCUUCUGUUACGAUCAUUUGUAAUCAAAUCUAACCCAGAUGAGAAGAUUAUUCAGUAUAUUGGAAGCUCCUUAAUCAAUAGUUUCCUGAAGUA
Punica granatum (pomegranate) is the source of this 2196-nucleotide messenger RNA. The record is from RefSeq and is a predicted model, not a curated record. Lineage: Eukaryota; Viridiplantae; Streptophyta; Magnoliopsida; Myrtales; Lythraceae.